Molecule: messenger RNA, 612 nt
Organism: Guillardia theta CCMP2712
Lineage: Eukaryota; Cryptophyceae; Pyrenomonadales; Geminigeraceae
Exons: 1
Coding region: 16-393 (125 amino acids)
Biological process (GO): nucleosome assembly
Cellular component (GO): nucleosome
Molecular function (GO): protein heterodimerization activity; DNA binding; structural constituent of chromatin
Source: RefSeq, a predicted model, not a curated record
CACAAACCAAGCAGCAUGGGGUUCGGAGGCAUGCCGCCCAAGAAGGAGAAGAAGCCCAAGAAGGAGAAGAAGCCCAAGGCUGAGGGCGACAAGAAGAAGAAGAAGAAGAGGAGGAGCGAGAGCUACUCCAUCUACAUCUACAAGGUGUUGAAGCAGGUUCACCCUGACACCGGUAUCUCCACCAAGGCCAUGUCGAUCAUGAACUCGUUCAUCUCGGACAUCUUCGACAAGAUCUCGAACGAGGCCGGCAAGCUUGUGAGGUACAACAAGAAGGGAACGUUGUCUGCUCGCGAGAUCCAGACUGCUGUGCGUCUCAUUCUUCCUGGAGAGCUCGCCAAGCACGCUGUGUCCGAGGGAACCAAGGCUGUGACCAAGUACACUUCGUCCUCGUAAGGAGUGAGAGGAGAGGAAGGAUGCGAGGGUCCAACUGGUGUUAUUCGACACCGAACGAGAAGCUGCUGGUGCUGCAAGAGGCAGUUCGAGUCUGCCUGGCUUCUAUCGAUCUUACCGUCUCGUACUGUCUAGUCUAGGAGGCCCUGUGGGGCAGAGGAGCAGAAUGGAGGGUGUACAAUAAUGUGGUAACAGAUAUAAUACAACUGGUUAUGGAUCCCC